Cladocopium goreaui is the source of this 1101-nucleotide messenger RNA. The record is from the annotation of a GenBank genome assembly. Lineage: Eukaryota; Dinophyceae; Suessiales; Symbiodiniaceae.
AUGCUGCGCCUUUCCGUUUUGACCUUUUGGGUGGCAUCUUCUUGGGCAUCGCUAGAUGAUGCUCCAAUAGAGGGCAGUCUUGUGGUGGACGAUGACUGCACCCACUCCGACACAUGUGCCCUGAACGCAUUGCAGCUCAAACGUUGCCCCUUCAACUUCCAGCAUGAUGUAAAGGAGACGAUGCUGAACAUGUCUGCAGAGAUCGACAGCUUGAACGACAAGCUGGUAGUGUUAGUCGCCAAAGCAGUGCGCACUUCAUUCAAGGACGACUUCAGCCGCCUGGUGCGUGCCACCUCGAGUGCUGCUGCUGUCUUGGAAAUCGUAGCGCCGAGGUUCAUUACCUUGACCAACAAGACUAGCGCUUCUUUGCAAGAUGCAGGCAUUGACGAAUUUGGCGGCAAAGCAAAAGAAGAGCAGACCUCUUUGCUGAGAAUGCAGAGGUUUUUGGUUGACCAUGCUGGCGAGGUUCUCACGAACAUUGCCGCUGCUCGGAGCAACGACGGUGAUACCGGAUUCGCCACAAAGGUGAACACGGCAGCCCAAGAGGCUGGACAUUGGAUCCAGGGUGUGCUUAAAGUCGCUUGGUCCACUGCAACAGAUCAGCUGCCACGCAUCAAUGCUUUGGUGAAGAAUGAGAUUGUGAAUACGUCUGACAUGGUGACCGAGGCAGCCUGCGCCGCGGAUACUGCCACCAGUAUCGCUUCCCUUACAACACUCUACGCACAAAUUGUGCAAGCUGCCACAGACUGUGAUGUUCGCAACAAGACCUUGUUCAGCAUUGCGGAUUGCGAGUCAAGCGCUCUUUCUGUUCAGACAGGCAUCAGCUUGGUCAUCAAAGAAGGAGCAAGGAUGAUGCACACCUGCUAUGGAAGAGACUGGAGUUGUGCGGAAUCCAUGGCAUCGGCCAGUCAUGAUCUUUUGCAGGCCUACAAUUCCCUCGUGGUGUUGGGCGAUUCUUGUAAAUCUAGUGACCCAAUUGCCCUGGCCGUUUGCGAGAGUGAAGCAUUCCAGUUGUCGUCCAACCUGGGCGUCGCUGCUGGGUAUAUUUGGAAGUCAGCAGACGUUUGUGCAUCUUCUUGCAAUUUGGCGAAGCCGCAAUAG